Cryptotermes secundus is the source of this 594-nucleotide messenger RNA. RefSeq names its product fizzy-related protein homolog. The transcript is spliced from 2 exons. Gene Ontology annotation, molecular function: protein binding; anaphase-promoting complex binding; ubiquitin ligase activator activity. Gene Ontology annotation, biological process: positive regulation of anaphase-promoting complex-dependent catabolic process; anaphase-promoting complex-dependent catabolic process; positive regulation of ubiquitin protein ligase activity. Gene Ontology annotation, cellular component: anaphase-promoting complex. The record is from RefSeq and is a predicted model, not a curated record. The annotation marks the transcript as partial. NCBI's taxonomy places the organism in Eukaryota, Metazoa, Arthropoda, Insecta, Blattodea, Kalotermitidae.
CUGUGGUGUUACACAUAGUUCACAUUGCCUUAAGUUUCCAGAAUUCCCAAAAUGAAGGCUUUGCCUACACCACAUGCUUAGUCCCGUGUCCAGUUUUCCUGUAAUGAGUAAUGAGAACUGACAUGGCUGAGAUGGUGUUAGUUUCAGUUGAUAUUGACAGUUUACUUCUUUUUCAUGCAGAUGCUGUAUGUCCCUAUGUUAGCGGAUGAUUUCUACAUCAAUCCUCUUGACUGGUCAUCACAAAAUAUAUUGAGCCUGGGCUUAAGAAGCCGUUCAUAUAUUUGGUCUGCUCGCACUGAGGAAGUCUCAGUGUUGUGUGAUCUAUCUGAAAGUGGCCACUCUGUAACCUCAGUUGCAUGGAAUGAGCAGGGAAAUCUGCUAGCUGUGGGGACAGAUGAUGGUAUCGUGCAAAUCUGGGACACUGCGGCAAGGAAACCCAUUAAAAUGAUGGAAGUCCAGUCAGGAAGAGUGAGUGCACUGGCGUGGAAUGGAGAUGUUGUGACAUUGGGAAGUUUUAAUGGGCUCAUUGUGGAGCAUGACGUGAGAACGCCCAGCCUUGUUGUAGAAAGAAGAUCAGCAUUUCAUGAAAGAGAG